AUGUCACUUCACCAAACAACUUCGGGUCUUUUAGGAACUCAUGUGAAUUGGGAAGAUAUUGAGGAUGAGAUUAGGCAAAGUUUGGGAACAAAUGCCAGAUUUGGUGACAAUAAACAAGCGACUAAUAUUGGAAAUAUGAAGGUAAGUUAUGGGGUGAGUCAAUUUUAUUUUUUGUCAAUUAAUUGACACAAAAUGUGAGUCAUUUUUGUGCGAUUUUUUCACGUUUUUGUCGAUUAAUUCCAUCUUUUUUUGCAAUUAAUUGCAUUCAAAAAUGAGGAAUUUCAAUACGAAAUAGAAUUUAUUUGACCUCUUUUUUGAAACGUGUCCCAAAUUCACUGCUUAUUUUUUGGAUUCAUUUCGAAAUGAAAGAAAAUUGAAGGAAGAUGAUUUUUUUGUUGAUAAUUCCAACUCAUAUAGGUCACGUUUUAAAAUAUAGGUCAAAUAAAUUCGAAUUUUUAUGCAAUUAAUCGCAUUUUUUGCCAAGAAAUGAAAGCGAUGAAUUGACAAAAACGUGAAAUUAAUCGCCCUAAAAGACUCACUUUUUUUGUCAAUUAAUCGCAAAAAACACGUCGAUUAAUUCGAUUGACUCACCCCAUUAUUAAUUUUUUGUUUAUUCAUGAUAAAAGUUUUAAAAACUCGUUAAAAAAUUCCAAACGUAGCUUGAAAAUAAAUUCUCAUAAUAAAAAACACUUUCAAACUUAUUCGAAGAAAUUUUGUUGAAAUUUCCAAGAACCGAAAUUCAAAACGCAAAUAAUUUUCUUAUUUUCAAUCCCGAUUUUUUUUUUCAAAAUUUCAGGGCUUCACGUCAAAAACUGCGCUUAUCGAGCCAGAUUGGACUCAAGAUUCGGAAAUGCUUCCCAAAAAAUUUGUAGUCAAAAUAUCAUCUCUACUAGCCAUUUGUGAAAUAUCAAAAGUGCUCAAACAUGGUGGCGAAAAUGGUUUUUCCGAAGAAAAAUUAGAGAGUUUUUAUAAAAUAACAAAGGAUCUUCAUAAUCGAGAAGUGGAAGCAUAUGAAUUUUUAUCAAACAUUCCUGAAAUUCCUCUACUAAAAAUAUAUUCUUCUCGAAAAUUCAGUGCGGAAAAUCCACUGAAAGCAUUCAUAAUUUUGGAAUAUGUCGAAAAUGUCAAACAUGUGCCAAUUUAUGAAUCGCUCGAACCUUUGGAAAUUAUCGAAAUCGUUCAAAAUAUAGCAAAAUUCUCGAGUGUCGCCGAGAUUUUUCCGAAAAAUGAGCUGAAAUUCGCGACGGAACCAGAAUUUUGGGAAAAAAUAUUGAGAGAGUUUGGAGAUGAAAAAGUUUCGGAAACUAUUUUUCUAAUGUUGAGGCAAGAUUUUCCGGAAGAAUAUGAAGAUAAAGUUGAGGAGUUGAUCGAUAUUUAUCGAUUUUUGAUGAGUCCUGAAUACCUUGCAAAAUUACACGAGGUUUCAAAGUUUUUGGGUGAGUUUUAGGGAAUCUACAGAUUUCAGGAAUUUUUCUAUGAGUGUUUGUGUUACAAAUGAACUCAAAAAUGCUUUAUUAACCUAUUGAUUUCGGAUUUCCAGGAUUUCCGCUAGUUCUGAUACACGGUGAUUUAUGCAUAGACAAUUUAUUAUUUUUGGAUGAGGGCUAUUCUCCGAGAAUCAUGCAACUUUAUGCAAUUAUCGAUUGGCAAACUGUUAGUUUUGGCUCACCGGCUCAAGAUUUAUGCCGAUUAUUUUUGUCAAUUUUAACAGCGAAAAAUCGGCGAGAAAAUUUAGACUAUCUGCUGGAAAUUUAUUAUCGAGCAUUUCUUGAAAAUCUUGAAAAUUUUGGGCUGGAUAAGAAAAUACCAUUUACUUUUGAGCAAUUGAAGAGCAAUUAUCAAUUAUUAUUUCCAUUAUUGACUAUAAUGGUUUUGCCAGGGAUUUUGAGAUUUACUAGUUUUGUACAUUGUUCGCAAGAGGAAACAAUGAAAAUUCGAGAUUUGGCAAUUGAAAAAUCAGUUGGAAUGAUGGAAGAUGCUAUUGAAAUUCAUAGAAAAAAUUUGAUCGAAUUUUCUGAUUUUUAUAAAUUGUGA
Molecule: messenger RNA, 2034 nt
Organism: Caenorhabditis angaria
Lineage: Eukaryota; Metazoa; Nematoda; Chromadorea; Rhabditida; Rhabditidae
Source: the annotation of a GenBank genome assembly